AUGUUACAUGAAUUCGGCACGGAACCAGCCUAUCGUCUUUUGAUUGGAACCAUUCUAGUGCUUAUAUUCAUUGUGUCUUUAGCAAUUAUAUCGAAGCUUCCCGCAAAGAGUUGUAACCCUCGUCUUCGCCACUGGAAAAGGAUUUCUGCAUGGACUCACAGAUCUGUUGCAGGAGGCCUCAUUAUUUUUGCAAUUGCAUACAUAAUAGCUGAAAUCGGUUUCAAAACGCCAAGGAAUCUGAUUUCACUUGGUGGGAUGGCAGUGUUAGUUCUUUUUACCUUCGUAUGUUCACACAAUCCUGCUCGGGUGAAAUGGCAACCAGUAUUUUGGGGUAUAAUGUUACAGUUUAUAUUUGCCCUGAUUAUUUUGCGGUGGGAAAUUGGAUAUGAAAUCUUCCAGUGGUUAGGUGAUAGAGUCUUGGAAUUCCUACAGUAUUCAGAUGACGGAGCAAUAUUUGUCUUUGGAGAGCGAUUCACAGACCAUUUCUUUGCAAUGAAAGUAUUACCAGUAAUCGUAUUCUUCAGUACGUCUGUGUCUGUCUUGUAUUACCUUGGUGCCAUGCAGUUUAUCAUUCGGAACAUUGCAAAAGGAUUAGCUACAGUUCUCGGAACGUCUCCUGCUGAAUCUCUGAAUGCAGCUGGAAAUAUAUUUUUAGGACAGACAGAGGCACCGUUAAUGAUCAGACCGUUCUUUGAGAAGCUAACAGUAUCAGAGAUCCAUGCAGUAUGUACAGGUGGAUUUGCUACGAUAGCUGGAAGUGUAAUGGCGGCUUACAUCAUAUAUGGGGUGCCCGCAAACCAUUUACUGUCUGCAUCAGUUAUGUCUGCUCCUGCUGCUUUGGCAAUGGCCAAAUUAUUUUGGCCUGAAACAGAAGAAACUCAGGCGACGAGUGAAGAUGUGUACCAGAUGGAAAAAGGAACAGAAAGAAACGUCAUCGAGGCUGCAUCUCAAGGAGCAUCAAAUUCAAUUAAACUAGUGGCUAAUGUUGCUGUAAAUCUUAUAGCAUUUGUUUCUCUUCUUGGAUUUGUUAAUGCCACAUUGAAAUGGUUCGGAGAAAGAGCUGGCAUGAAGCCUCCCGGUCAUGAGUAUUUGACAUUUCAGUAUAUUUGUUCGUAUGUGUUUUAUCCUUUGGCAUACCUAAUGGGCGUGGAAACAGUCGACUGUGGAAGGGUAGCUGAGCUGAUUGGUAUCAAAACAUUUAUAAACGAGUUCGUGGCAUACACAGCACUGUCGAAAUAUAUAAACAAUAGGAAUAAUCUAACAUGGUAUGAAGGAAUGAAUUUCACGGAUUACAAUGCCACUUGGCAUUAUGAGGAUAGAGAUAUUGUGUAUGAUCACAUGAAUAUUACCUUGGACAAGGGUAUAUUACAGGAUAGAUCUGUCGUCAUUUCAACGUAUGCUUUGUGUGGAUUUUCAAAUAUAUCAUCUAUUGGAAUACAGCUUGGUGCGUUAGGUGCAAUGGCUCCUUCAAGAAGAAGUGAUCUGUCACAAGUCAUUAUAAGAGCAAUGAUAGCUGGAAACAUUGCUUGCUUUAUGACGGCUUGUAUAUCAGGUCUGUUAUAUGAAGGAGAAUUGUAGACAAUGAUCUAUAAAGCAUAAUAGAUAGCUGUGUCGGUUAUGACUACGCAUGACAAAUAUUUAAUGAGUUGAAUCCCUGGUCAUUCCCUUUAACGAACAUCACUUUUUGUUUUAUAUGAGAACUGUGUAAUGUUGAGUAUAUAUUGAUAAUCAUAUCACAUUUCAUUCUGUACAUACAUACGGCCAGAUGAUAUUUGUGUUCUUCAUAUGAAUAGGCUGUACAUUUGAUUUUAAGGAUGUUGUGACGACGCAGUUUGUCCCUAAUAGCAAGAAAAUAUGAGAAUGUGUUGUCUCCACAUUGGUAUUUUGUUACUUGAUCUCAUGUCAUAGUUUUACUAUGAAGACAAAUUAUGAAGUCCAAGGAGGUAAAUAAAUAAUGACACAAUUUUACCUUAAAUAUUUUCUACUCUUUAUUCAGUUUGAAUUAUAUGUGUCAACCCCAAAGGAUAAAGUCAAUUUCAUUUGUAUUCCCAAAGCCUGAUAACAACAACAAUAUUAAUAAAUAAUUACAAUUGUUCAAUGCGAGUCAGGUAUUGAGUCAAGUGCAUGCGGUCCUUGUGAAGAUUUUUUUAACGGGUUUUUUUUAUGGAUAAAGGGAUAUUUUUACCGAUUUUAGGGGUGAGCCGGAUGCUCUCCCUCUGCAGUAUAUACCUUCACAUUGCUACGAUAUAAAUAUUUAUCGAGCAUGUUUUUAAUUUCGUAUUUGAUUUUUUUAUCGAUACGUUUUUCAAGUAUUCAAGAAUUAAUUUUCAAAAUAAUUGCUAUGUGUUGAAAAAUAAUUAUUGGCUACGUCUUGAGGGAAGACUUGUAUUAUUUUUUAAUUUCUGUUUAACUGGAAAUAGGUUUUUUUGU
This is a messenger RNA of Mytilus californianus (California mussel), 2430 nucleotides long. Its product is annotated as solute carrier family 28 member 3-like. The coding region runs from base 1 to 1578 and encodes 525 amino acids. Gene Ontology annotation, biological process: nucleoside transmembrane transport. Gene Ontology annotation, molecular function: nucleoside:sodium symporter activity. The transcript has 10 exons. The record is from RefSeq and is a predicted model, not a curated record. Gene Ontology annotation, cellular component: membrane. NCBI's taxonomy places the organism in Eukaryota, Metazoa, Mollusca, Bivalvia, Mytilida, Mytilidae.